Tricharina praecox is the source of this 2839-nucleotide messenger RNA. Its product is annotated as sulfate transporter family-domain-containing protein. Gene Ontology annotation, molecular function: sulfate transmembrane transporter activity. Gene Ontology annotation, biological process: transmembrane transport. The transcript is spliced from 3 exons. The coding region runs from base 281 to 2752 and encodes 823 amino acids. NCBI's taxonomy places the organism in Eukaryota, Fungi, Ascomycota, Pezizomycetes, Pezizales, Pyronemataceae. The record is from RefSeq and is a predicted model, not a curated record. Gene Ontology annotation, cellular component: membrane.
ACUCUACUAUAUGUGGUUAUCCAGAGUGUUCUGCACUAGGAUAUUAGGUUGGAGUCCGUGUAUCAAAACGGCCGCCCUCCCCCUCUCACCUCAUCUUGCCCCAUAAAUUCACUUUCGAUCUUUCCGUUAUUCCUUCACUGCACUCGCCUGUCCAACCGUCCCCUCCCCCGCCCUACCGACCGACCGACCGACUCGUGCCAGCCGUGUUGUCGUGGCCGCAGCAAAAGGAAGCCCUUCUCCCCCAGGACCCAUCGACCGCGGUCGCUACAACUACGGCAGUAUGGCCAGUCCUUCGCCCCAAUCCCCCAAGAAGUUGGGAACGCAGGUAGGACAAGGUCUCGCCAAAGUCCUCGGAAUCGAGCUCCAGCAUGCCACGCCCUACGAGCAACACGUUACCCGUGGGGAGUCGAUCUACUCGCUCAACGGGGCAGCAGGCGCUUAUAUCGAGGCCGAACCGACCGUGGUGGAGUACUUCUCGCAGUUCAAACCCAGUGGCAGCGGCAUCGGACAGUACUUGCUCGAUUUCUUUCCGUUUAUCACAUGGAUCGGGAGAUACAACCUUAAGUGGGCUACUGGAGACUUGACUGCUGGUAUCACGGUGGGAUGCGUCGUUAUCCCUCAAGGAAUGGCCUACGCACAACUGGCCCAGCUUCCCCCGGAGUUCGGUCUCUACUCUUCGUUUGUCGGUGUGAUGAUUUAUUGGUUCUUUGCGACUUCCAAGGACAUCACCAUUGGACCAGUCGCCGUCAUGUCGACGCUCGUUGGCAACAUCGUUGCGGACCUCCCCGCUGAUCAGCGGCCGACUAUCGCGUCUGCGCUCUCGUUGAUCUGCGGUUCCAUCGUUUUCUUCAUUGGACUUUUCAGACUGGGAUUCGUAGUCGACUAUAUCCCGCUGCCUGCUAUUGCUGCUUUCAUGACCGGAUCGGCGCUCAGCAUCACGGCGGGACAGAUUCCCAAGAUGAUGGGAAUCAAGGGCUUCAGCACUAGAGGACCGGCGUAUGAGAUCUUCAUCAACACCCUGAAGAAUUUGGGCUCUACCAAGAUCGACGCGGCAAUGGGCCUCAGCGCUUUGGUGUUUUUGUACCUCCUCCGAUGGAUCUUCACUAGCUUCCUGCCCAAGAAGUUCCCGUCGAUGCAGAAGACGUGGUUCUUCAUCGGUACCCUGCGCACGGCUUUCAUCAUCCUGCUGUACACCAUGAUUUCGUGGCUGGUAAACAUGAACCGACGGGACGACCCGAUGUUCGGCAUCCUCGGGUCUAUUCCCAGCGGCUUCAAGCAUAUGGGCGUACCCACGAUCGACGGCGACAUCAUCAGCAGCUUCACUUCGCAGCUACCGGCAGCCGUCAUCGUGCUGUUGAUCGAGCACAUUGCCAUUUCAAAGUCGUUCGGAAGGAUCAACAACUACACUAUCGACCCCUCGCAGGAACUGAUCGCCAUCGGCAUCACCAACAUCCUUGGUCCGUUCUUCGGCGCAUACCCUGCAACUGGAUCCUUCUCCCGUACCGCCAUCAAGUCCAAGGCCGGUGUGCGCACCCCCUUCGCUGGAGUCAUCACCGGUGUCGUGGUCCUCCUCGCCAUCUACUGCCUCACCGCGGUCUUCUUCUACAUCCCCGACGCCUCCCUCUCCGCCGUCAUCAUCCACGCUGUGGGUGAUCUGAUCACACCCCCGAACACCGUCUACAAGUUCUGGCGCGUCUCCCCCGUCGAGUGUGUCAUCUUCUUCCUAGGAGUGCUGGUGACCGUCUUCACCAACAUCGAGAACGGAAUCUACUCCUCCGUCGGCGCUUCCGGUGCCCUCCUCCUCUUCCGCAUCGCCAAAGCCCGUGGCCACUUCAUGGGCAAAGUGAAGGUCCACACCGUACUCGGCGACCACCUGAUCGCACCCGAGUCCGUAAUCCCCAGCACUACCACCUCCAUCACCGGCUUCCCCGGCCUCCCCACCGCAACCGGCCUCGACACCGCCGCCUCCUCCUCCACCGCCCUCACCAUCCCCAAGAACUACGGCGCGAUCAACGCCCCCGCCAACAAAAACUACGAGGCCACCCGCAACGUCUUCCUGCCGAUCGACCACCGCGACGGCUCGAACCCGGCGGUCGACAUCGUCAACCCGUACCCGGGCGUAUUCGUCUACCGCUUCACGGAGGGCUUCCUCUACCCGAACGCGUCACACUACACAGAAGCACUAGUCGAGCACAUCUUCGCGAACACACGACGUGGGAACCCGCUCUCCCUCGCGACCAAAGCGGGCGACCGAGCGUGGAACGACGCCGGCCCGAAGAACCCAGAGGCGCAAGCGCAGCUCGAGUCGUCAAGGCCCGCACUGCGCGCGAUCAUCCUGGACUUCAGCAGCGUCAACAACGUGGACAUCACAUCGGUACAGAACCUGCUCGACGUGCGCAACCAGCUGGACCGGUACGCGGAGCCCGACGUGGUGGAGUGGCACUUCGCCGCCAUCGGCAACCGCUGGACGAAGCGCGCGCUGAGCUCGGCGGGCUUCGGGUUCCCGCCCCCCAGUUCGGGCGGCCGCGAGGGCUGGCAGCCCGUAUUCUCUGUCGCGGAAGUGGGCGGGCAUAUUGAGCUGGGAGGAGGCGAGAUGGAGCGAGAGAUCGAGAAGUCGAAGGAGGCGGAUCCCGAGGCGGCAAGAGCGCUCACCGGAAGACGCAGGGUCGUGCCUGUGGGAAGCAUUAACCUCCCGUUCUUCCAUAUCGACCUCGAGGGCGCCGUGGAGAGCGCGAUCAGGAAUGUGCGGUAGUGCGGGGUGGGCAAGAUGUGCACGAUGUCUCGUUUUGUUUGAUUUGCAUGGGCGCGGCGUUGUGGACACGGACGGUGGGGUUGUUUU